Striga asiatica is the source of this 360-nucleotide messenger RNA. The record is from the annotation of a GenBank genome assembly. Lineage: Eukaryota; Viridiplantae; Streptophyta; Magnoliopsida; Lamiales; Orobanchaceae.
AUGGCGGGUCUCGUCUAUAGCUCCGGGUUGUGCGAGCUCGUCGCCAAUGGCUGCCUUUGGUCGGAUGGCACUGCACGUCCGCGGCGGUUAAUGGACAUUCGCGGUACGCCGGCGAGAAGGGGGAUCGCGACGUGGACAGAGAUCCGCGGCUUGGUCUCGCGGUGGCUGUGGGGUUGCUGCUCACGGCUCGCGUGUGGGCUGUCGGAGAUGCUUGACGACGCCGGCGGGAGGAGGGCUGCUAUUCCCGGUGGCCGCGAUUGUUGUCACUUGUCAGGCAUCGCGAAUUCCGGCCGGCUGGUGCUCGCGACUCACGAGCAGGUCCUAUUCGUAGUGGCUGAAAGCCGGAAGAAAGGAGGGUGA